Messenger RNA from Poecilia latipinna (sailfin molly), 3910 nucleotides. It is a transcript of the gene c1qtnf12, whose product is annotated as C1q and TNF related 12. The transcript is spliced from 8 exons. The record is from RefSeq and is a predicted model, not a curated record. Gene Ontology annotation, molecular function: hormone activity. Bases 862 to 1824 code for a protein of 320 amino acids. Lineage: Eukaryota; Metazoa; Chordata; Actinopteri; Cyprinodontiformes; Poeciliidae.
GACUCAGACCAGACUGAAAAAAAGGGUAGGGAGUGCAGUGGAGCAGGCAGAAAGCAGCCCAGCAGACUCUGAGGCAGAGUCUCUGCGCAUUGACUAGUUGGAGAAGUGAGCAGCACCUGAGCGGCGUCAGGCAUCUGCUACCUGUUGAGUUUAUGGUGGAAGCAGACAGGAGUGACUAAUUCUUCAAGGAGAAGCAUCAAAAGAGCAGUUCUGGACCUUAGACUAAUUGAUUUAAGUGCUGUCCUUGCAGCUUUUUGAAACUUUUUUUUUUUUUAAGGAAACUGAUUUCUUUGGAUCUUGCACCACUUUGUUGCAUCCUGGAACUUCUUCUCAGUGUAAAAACCAGCAGGAGGGAAAAAAGAGAAGUUAACCAUCCUUCUCCAGCAGCUCUCUCAGCCCACCCUCUCUGCUUUGGACACCCCUCCUCUCUCUCUCUUUCUCACUUUCUUCUCCUCUUUUGCCCCCUGUGCCCUCCCUCAAACACCUCACCUCCCCCCCAACAGAGCAGAAAGCGUGAAAAAUCUCACUAAUGGCUUUAUUUGCUGUCAGUUCUGUGCCGCUCUGUCAUUCCCCUGGACCAUUCUGCUUCACACAUUUCAUAGUUGAGUAAAUCUCCUCGGCUGCCUGGCUAGACUUAGCAGUGCCCCUGCAAAGGCUGUGCUGUCUUGGAGCUCAAGAGGGGAAGAAACACAGCAGCACCACUCAGUCUGAGAACUUUGUGGACAAGGACAUUCAGAAACUUAAUUCCUCACGUGUUUUUUAGCCUUUAGCAUCUUCACCUUCUGUCAAAAAACACUUCUGGUCCUCAACUUCUCUGUAAGAUUUUCCUGAAGCGCCUUGGUGCUGAUUUGAAGUGUGAAGAUGAGGUGUGGAUGUGGCCCUCUGGCAGUGGUGGCUGCCGUGUUUUGGACUCAGUGCUUUCUUCUGGACGGGGUGGAAGCCAGGAAGGAGCGAAAGAGGCCAAAGGAGGCUGCGCCGCAACACACAGAGGCGUACAAUGUGACUCUGUCCAACAGCGAGGAGGUCGGCGGAGGCAUCAAGACUUCUGAUCACCAACGGGUGGAUCCACUAGGGUCAUGGAUGGAUUUUGUCAAGCGACCAGUUGGAAACCUCCCCAGAAAGUGCCGCAAACGCAGACCAGCUCUGCCUGGACCACCGGGUCCUCCAGGUCCACCGGGCCCUCAAGGACCUCCUGGCUUUCCAGGGGCUGAAGUGACCCAGGAAGUUCUUUUGCAGGAGUUCAAAGACAUGAUUAAAGAGGCUACAGAAAGGAGGGCAGCGGCACUUGACAGGCAAACAAGCCCCAGCCAGCAACCUACAGCCCUCCUGACACUGGAGGGAAUGGCCUCCCACCGCCGAAUACAAGAAGCUUUCCACUGCAAGCUCAAGGGACCUGUGGUGGUGGACAAGAAGACGCUGGUGGAGCUCCAGAACUUUCAGACACCGCCUGCUAAAGGAGCUUUCCUCAGGGGAAAAGGAAUGGACCAGUCAACAGGGAGGUUCACAGCCCAAAUCACUGGGAUAUACCAGUUUUCUGCUAAUGUCCUCAUCGAUCACAAUGAGGUGAAGAGGAGCAAAAGUCAGCUUAAAGCCAGAGACAACGUCCGUGUGUUGAUCUGCAUCGAAUCACUCUGCCACAGAUACACUUCACUUGAAAUGAUCGUUGGAUUAGAAAGCAACAGCAAGAUAUUCACUGUGAAUGUUCAGGGUCUGCUGGAGCUACAGGUUGGCCAAUACACUUCCAUAUAUGUGGAUAACGCAGCUGGUGCUUCCAUUACAAUACAAAGCGGUUCGGAUUUCAUGGGCAUACUGCUUGGUGAAUAGCCUCACACUGGAAAAGGGCAUCCCCAAGCCAUCCACUGGUGUCUUAUGGUUCUUUGUAUCUUUGAAUGAACUGCCUCUUAAAACCAUGACACAAGACAAAAACCACAAGGGACUUUUGAAGGAGAGAUGAAUGGCUAAUAUUGACUUUACUGCCCAUCAGAUGGUGAAAGGACACUGUGAAGAACUUCAAGGCUGAGCUUGUUUUUCACAAUGCACUGCCACUUCCAUGGGGAACCUGGAUGCAUGCUGCCUCACGUAUGACAUAACCUGAACAUGAAAUGGAGAUUAUGUUUGCAUCAGUAUAUUCUUAAGGCUUUUUUAAGACCUUUGCAGUAAACCAAACAUUAUUCUUGUUCACUGUUGUUGGUGGAAAAGCUAAAGAACAUGAACUAUCACAGUCAUCUGUUUAAUAUAUAUUGAUAUGUAAUUGUUUUGUCUACAGUAUUUGUCAUUUACACGCUUGUGAGAUGGUAUAUGUUUUUGGAUUUAAAUUCACAAUUUUAUAUAAAUAUAUGUAUAUUAUAUCGUGCAUAGACUCUGUGAGUACACUGGAUGAUUGAUGCUGGAUAGGCCUCAUAAUUUGGCAUCAUACAGACAUGAGAAAAACUAAGUACACCCAUAUAAUUCAAUAGCUUGCAGAACCCCAUAUUUCCUGUAAUUGAAAAGCUAGUAGCAGCAAUAAUUCAGUCUUUUUCAUGUAUUGCCACUUUGUCCACUCUGCUUUUUAGCAUUUCUUCAGUCUGUUGAGUUUUGUGGGAAAUCAUUUAUCUCUCAAGGCUCUGCAGUUUUGAUGUCUUGAUCACUUUCUUUUUCAGGUCUUCUGUAGUUGUGUUUGAGAGCAUUUUCAUGUUAAUGUGUCAGACAGAUGGUUUUACAUUUGGCUGCAAAAUAUUUUGGCAUAGAGAGGAGUUCAUGGUCAGAUUAAUAUCUACAAGUCUCCUAGUUCAUGCAGAAAAAGCCCAAAACAUCAGGAAACGCAUAAUAUAAUAAACUCUUACAGGACAAUUAUUUUAGCAAAAUUGUGCUUUCCACUUUUAUCUGGAAGUCAAAAUUUCUGAGUUCCAUGUCAGAAUAAUCAAUUGGGUUAUUGGUUUCAUACCAAUUAUGAAAAUCCAAUAUGGCUGCUGUGUACACAAAAUUCAUUAUGGUUCCAAUUGUACAUCACCACACUUCCUGUCCUCCUCUCCAGGGGACACACAGAACAGCAAUAACUAGACACUGCUACUGAAAUGGUGUCACAUUUUUCUUUUAAUAUAUAUAUGAAACAGGUCUAUGGGCUGCUGUGAACACUUUGAAUAAGACACAAUUACAUGAGGUGAGAUGAUUUACCAGUAAUAAUCCAAAAUAGAGACAAAGGAUAACAAAGGAAUUACCAAAAUAAUCUGGUGGGUAAUAAUACUUUCUCCAAUAGUGUGUUGCUACGGUUACAUGCAUUGGUAUUCCUAUGAAAAAGGCCAUGGAGAAGAUUACGAAUGCACUCAUCAAAUUCAGCUGGGUGUGUAGCAGACCAGCUAUUUCAACAAAAGCGAAGGAGACGGUGGUGGUGUUUUUAUGUGGGAUUUUGGGGUAAUUUGCUUUCAUUCCAAAGAUUAAAAAAUAACUUUGUUGUUGUUUCCAGCUUUUUUUCUGCCUUGGCCUCCAUUCAAACUUGCAUUGUAAAUGUCCAUUGUCCAGUUUUUAGAAUGAGAAGCCUUGGUUGAUUUUUGUCCUUCCUUGCCAUGUACCGUAGAUGUACUAUCAUGGCAAUGUCCCCAUAAUUUUUGAUAAAAUGCCAAUAACUUGGAGCAAAACUGAAAUUUUGAAGACCAAUCAGUAAAAAUUUCAACUGAAAUCCUUUGAUAUCAAAAAGCAGUGUUUGUUGGUUAUUGUUUUAUGUUUUUGUGCAACAAAAAUGUGUGCUACUAAUUAUUUACAAUAAAAAAGCAGCAAAAAAAAUGUUAUCAACAUCAGUUGCUGAUAAUAUUCAUUAAACCAUCAUUUUAUAUUCAACCUUUAAAUUCUCUUGAAUCUCAGUUGUUUCCUUUGCUCACAUAUACUGUGUCAUAAAACACCCAAAUUGCCAAUAAAGCUGCUCUCAUUCAUCUAC